Molecule: messenger RNA, 2165 nt
Organism: Salpingoeca rosetta
Lineage: Eukaryota; Choanoflagellata; Craspedida; Salpingoecidae
Exons: 14
Coding region: 33-1946 (637 amino acids)
Source: RefSeq, a predicted model, not a curated record
CGCAAAAACUGACUGAUGACCGAGCAGCGGAGAUGGCGGAUGGCAUUGCGAGAUCCGUGUUUGCCACCCUGUCUGGUGAUGGGCAGGCGAUCAACACGCGGGACCUGAUGCGUGUGCUGCCGUCAUCGCCAUCAACAUCACCAUUCGCAGCAACGGUUGCCCACGCAAGCAGCGAGGAUGCCACAGACGUCACAGACUCAGCCCUCAAAGAACAAGCAGAGGCAAUCCUUCAACGCCUCGGCGCUGCACCGGGCGCAGACCACGUAUCCUUUGAAGAGUUUGCCGCUGCCUUAGAAGGACUGGAUGAGAACCUGCUGCGCAUCCUCUCCACAUCGACUGCAACCACAGGCGCUGAACACACACAGGAGCACCACCAGCCGCAGCAAUACGGUGAUGCCGCUCCAACACCCUCUUUAUCGUCGCCGUCGUCCCCGCACACACCAUCGCAGGCAGCAGACCCCAGCCAACCCCUCGCUGGGGAUGAGUACGCGAGCACCCGCCCAACGCCACUGUCACCGGCAGCACAUGAGCUGCAUUCGCCUCGCCACUCAGCAGAACCGCACGAAUUCGUGCAUACACCGCCACAUGAGGCCGGCCUCGUGUUGCUGGACGCGACUGCCAGUGGCCAUAACAGCCGCGGUGACGAUGACGGCGACGACGACGACAGUGUUCAGCACCUCUCCUUCGAGUACGACAGUCUCAAUGCAAGCCAUGGUGGUGGCAGCAGCUCAGGCCAUCGUCGGAGUGCCAGUCACGGCGUGAGCCCGGCAUAUGGGCGGCACUCGAGCACCAGCGGAAGCCGCAGUGGCCGCGCAUCUGCAACGCUGGCGACGGCACGACGCAGCGGUGACCUCCAACCCAUGGACACACACGACCAGUUCCUCGUCUCCCGCGCCGAUUUUUCCGCGCUCAUGGAGGAGAACACACAGUUGAAGGAUGAGAACGAGCGAUUGGCCCAUCGCCUCCGUGAUGCAGAGCAGAAGUUGCAGGACAAUGAGACUGAGCUGCUGCAGCUCUCACACGAGGAGCGGAUGGUAGAGGAAGAAACACGUGCUCAGAUCACCGCCCUCAAACACCAGAUCAACACACUCCGCAAGGAGCGAGCACAGUGGGAGCAGCAGCAGACGCAGGAGGAGGCCUCGGUCCGCACACAGCUCGAACAGAGGCACGCGGACAAGAUCCGUGCAAUGGAGGAAGAGCAUCAUGCCGCGUGUGUGCGGAAGGAUGUGGAGAUGGCCGAGUUGCAGGAGAAGGUGAUGCAACUCAAGGACGCUGUGGCGGCGAGGGAUCAGGAACUCAACACACGGCAGCGGCAGUACCAGACGGAGAUUGGCGUAUUGAAGAGUGAACUGAGGACGCAACAGAGCGCCUUUGAACAACUCACGGCCGAGGCUGAGGAGCUUCGGUUUGCGGCCGACACGCUGAAGGAGGUGCAAGAGGAGAACAGGCGGCUUCGCGACAGGCUCGACGAGGCAUUACAGGCACAGCAGCACGGUGACAGCAGACGCGCUGACAACAACAGUUACAGACAGGGUGGUGGUGGGGAUGGUGGUGAUGAGGAUGAAAGUGGUGACGUUGGUGCUGCACUGAUGGCGGCAGAGGACCCAGCAAAACCAGUUGCAUUUGACCUCGCUGUUGAACACAAGUUGGAUGCAUUGAAGGCGGAGCAUCGACGCGAGCGAGCACGACUGCAGAUGAGCAUCGUGGUGGCGCGGCUUCGUGUUGAGGCGAUGGAGAAGGAACUCAAGCAGCUCUCUGUCCUGCAAUGCACGACCAAGAUUGAAAACGACAACUUCCAAGUCCAGUUGGAGGUGCUAGGCAAAUCGUUGGAAGACAUGAAGAAGUUUGUGGAUACAGAUGGCUCUGUUGUGCGCCGGCUCGGACCUCCGAGACGAUUAACGUGGAACGCCAUCAUGCGCCGCUUCACGCCGGAUCGUCAAAGCUAGCAAACAACCAAGCUGCUACCUCGAACACAACACAACACAACACAACACACACUCACACACACGCACACUCACACACACACACACACAACACAACACACACGCACACACACACACACACAACACACACCCACGCACACACUCACACACACACAACACAACACAACAACGACUGGAUUCAGUUGCAUGUAGAAUUAUUGUGGAUGAUAUAAAUAAUUGUCG